UUUCACGAAUUCAUUUCAUUUUUGAUUUCCUUUUCUUAUUUUGUCCCGUUUUUUAAUUUCUUCAAAUUUCGAAAAUUAUCUAGUGCUGCAAAUGUCGAACACCUUUGUAUGAGUCACCAUGGUUGACAUACGGUUAUCAAAUGUGUCAUUCCUAUUGCUCGUUCACUAGAGAAUGGAUGCAAUAACAGAGUCGCCCGGGCGGUACUGGCCUUUAUCCCACAAAUAUGAUACGAUAGACAGGAAAUAUAAGUUUUUUAAGGCUACUAAUGCUUAUCGGAUGGAAGCAUAUUAUCCAUUGAUACGUUUUGGUCGUACCUCUUAUUCACCCGCUCAACGCGUUGUCACCAAUCCAAAGUUCCAGGAAACACUUACUACAGUCAGCGAUUUGUCGGAUGAUAUAUUGUUGACAGUAUUUGGUUAUUGUCAUCCGAUUGAUUUGAUCCAUGGUUGUUCUUUGGUUUGUCGCCGUUGGAAUUAUUUGGCGAAUUAUUCCAGUUUAUUUACCGAAGUUCGGGUGUUAGUUAACGAUUUCUCACUGGAAUAUGGCAGUGUGAAAAUGUUCUUUCACAGGACUUCUCAGUAUCUUCGAAAACUGUGCAUUGAUUGUUCACUGCCUUUGCCAUCUGCCGAAGUUAACGCAUUGUUCGAUAUCUGUUUUCCCAAUGUCAUCCAUUUGGAUCUUGGCUCUUUUAAGGAAAUGAAUACCACAUUGUUGAAAAAGUUAUCAAAUUGCUUCCCCAACGUUGAAACUUUGCAUAUGGAAAAAAUAGAACGAAGUUCCAGGUGUGAUGAUGAUGCACAGGAAUGGGAAGAGACAUUGAAAAUGUUGUUUGAAGAUGAAAGCAUUUUUCCGAAAGUGCAAAAUUUCUUUGUUGGUAAUGUUACUGCUUACUGCUUGGGAAACGAUCCAAAAUUGCCGGUUUACAAUCGUCCGCUGAAUUUAUUGCAUAUUUACAGCGGGAUGGAUGAAAUGGAGUACAUCGGGAUGAAUGAAGUUGAUUUCAGCGUGAUUAGAACUUCUCCGUGGCGGUCAACUCUUACAGAACUUCAUCUUGGGUGUUAUAUUACAAACGACGGUAUUGAAUACAUUGGACUUUUGCAAAAUUUGAAAGUUUUUUCGUGGGAUCGGAGCCGUCAUAUAGUCGAUGAAGAAUUUGCUUAUAUAAAGAAUUUAUACAACUUGGAAGAGCUAAGGGUAUUUCUCGGUGGUGAAAAUUGUUUUAUUUCGUCCGUAGGUAUGACUGCCUUGUUCACUUUGCCCGAUGAAAAACCCGAAAAGUCAUUCCCGUACAAACUUAAGCAUUUAAUAAUCGGAAAUUAUUUCCAAACCAGUGGCGAUCUUCUUCAAGCCAUCGAUCGGAGUUGUCCAGAUUUGCAAACACUUGGUCUACCUUUUAAUGAAAUUUCAUUCUUCAAGGAUGAAAUUAUGCCUUUCAUUAUUCAUAAUUUCAAGCAUUUGAUGUUCCUAGAUUUAAGCAGCUUGGGGGAAUGUUAUAAAGAUGAAAUGUGGAAUAAUUUGAACGACGACGACUUGCCGAAUUUACGUCUCCUCAAACUUCAUGGAAAUAAGGUCAAUAUUGAAAAUUUACAACGCUUAAAUUUGAGACGACCUAAACUGUUGAUUUCAACUAGAAUGAAUCAUUUUAUUAACUGGACCGAAACUGAGAAUGGUUGCGUUUUCCACGAUACUUUUGAUGGUGAUAUCAGAGCUAUAGAAAAUGAUUUGCGCCAGAUCGACGGAUUGCGUGAUUUCGUAACAAAACCCGAAUUGUACAUCUACGACAAUUUUACCGUAAACACUUUGGAGCGUUCAUCGUCAGCCGAAUUUUGCAAUGAACCCAGAUCAAGGCAUCCCAGUAGUGACCGUAUUAGUAGGUCUAUGUAA
Molecule: messenger RNA, 1885 nt
Organism: Loa loa (African eye worm)
Lineage: Eukaryota; Metazoa; Nematoda; Chromadorea; Rhabditida; Onchocercidae
Exons: 13
Coding region: 173-1885 (570 amino acids)
Biological process (GO): SCF-dependent proteasomal ubiquitin-dependent protein catabolic process
Cellular component (GO): SCF ubiquitin ligase complex
Molecular function (GO): protein binding
Source: RefSeq, a predicted model, not a curated record